Trachymyrmex septentrionalis is the source of this 348-nucleotide messenger RNA. RefSeq names its product 26S proteasome complex subunit DSS1 (gene Sem1). Lineage: Eukaryota; Metazoa; Arthropoda; Insecta; Hymenoptera; Formicidae. Gene Ontology annotation, biological process: mRNA export from nucleus; proteasome assembly; double-strand break repair via homologous recombination. The coding region runs from base 103 to 336 and encodes 77 amino acids. The transcript is spliced from 3 exons. The record is from RefSeq and is a predicted model, not a curated record. Gene Ontology annotation, cellular component: proteasome complex; proteasome regulatory particle, lid subcomplex.
AUCAUGCCAGAUGCCAUGCUAUGAACGGUCAAGCCUAAGCUGUUUAGAGUGUAACGGAUGUAAUUUUAAAGUCCAAAAAAUUCUCGUAAGAAAUUUGUAAACAUGACCGACAACAAAAAUGAUAAGACGAAAGUCGAUCUCGGAUUGCUCGAGGAAGACGAUGAGUUUGAAGAAUUUCCUGCGGAAGAUUGGACCGCAAAGGAUGAAGAUAGCGAUGAUAUCAGCGUCUGGGAGGACAAUUGGGACGAUGAUGACGUUGAAGAUGACUUCAAUCAACAGCUGAGAGCACAACUAGAGAAGCAGAAGGCUACAAAUGAUGCACCCAAGAAAAAUUAAUUAAUUUGUAAU